AGAUCGGCUGAGGAAGCCAAACCAGCACCUGUUCCUGGAUGGAGAUGCAACAUCCCGGAUGUGAGAGAGGCAGCAUCCUGUAGUUCUAUACGUCGGCUGUAAGAAGCCGUCGCACAUAUACAUGCGUAACGUACGUAUUUAAAUAUGAUGUAGCCGAUAGGCAGUGGCCGGACAGGCGGUGAAGAGAGCUCGCUGACGGACUGUGCGUAAUGCUGAGUGGACAGCAGUAUUUCUCGCCCUGUGUUCCAGCCUAGACGGGCUCCUGACAGCAGCUUCGCAUUUCCUCUGCAGUGCAGCUCGUCACCAGAGCCCGAUGCGCUCCGCCGGACCGAGCCCGUUCACUUUGAUGCCGUCCAAGCCGACCGGAGCCUGAGCCGAAGGAUGCAGGUGAAAAACCAGAUCUGCACCGAGCGCAGCAGCACCGACGACCCGGAGCAGGAUGACAACCAGAAGAAGACCUCGUGCUUCUCCAACAUCAAGAUCUUCCUGGUGUCGGAGUGUGCGCUCAUGUUGGCUCAGGGCACGGUGGGAGCCUAUCUGGUAAGUGUUCUAACCACUCUGGAGAGACGCUUCAACCUGCAGAGUGCCGAUGUGGGCGUCAUCGCCAGCAGCUUUGAGAUCGGUAACCUGGCCCUCAUCCUGUUUGUCAGCUACUUUGGCGCCAAGGCCCACAGACCCCGCCUCAUUGGCUGCGGCGGUAUCGUCAUGGCUCUUGGAGCGUUGCUGUCCGCCCUGCCGGAGUUCCUGACCCAUCAGUAUGAGUAUGAGGCCGGCGACUCCUGGCACGCCGAGGACGGCAGGGACAUCUGCUCCAACAACUCCAGGUCAGAAAACCGAGACUCUGGGUUUAAAUGUGGCAACCGAGCCAACACCAACAUGAUGUACCUUCUGCUGAUCGGAGCCCAGGUUCUGCUGGGCAUCGGAGCCACACCUGUCCAGCCUCUGGGAGUGUCCUACAUCGACGACCAUGUCCACAGGAAGGACUCCUCACUGUAUAUAGGUAUUUUAUUUUCAACUUUAGUUUUCGGCCCGGCUUGUGGCUUCAUCUUAGGUUCCGUCUGUACCAAAGUCUAUGUUGAUGCUGUCUUCAUUGACACCAGUAAGCUGGACAUCACCCCAGAUGACCCUCGCUGGAUCGGAGCGUGGUGGGGCGGCUUCCUCCUCUGUGGUGCCUUACUAUUCCUGUCGGCCCUCUUCAUGUUCGGCUUCCCCCAGGCACUGGACGAGCAGGACAUGGACGGUGGAGGGGAGAGUGAGCAGGCCAUGCUGCCUUCUUCCCUGACCAUGGAAUACCAGGGCUCCAAACCCAACGGGACCAUGCGGGGCUUUGAAAUAAACAGUGGCCUCACGGUCUGUGAGCAUCUGAGAAUAAUCCCUCGGGUCACCAGGCACUUACUCUCUAAUCCGGUGUUCAGCUGCAUCACACUGGCAGCCUGCAUGGAGAUUGCCGUGGUUGCCGGCUUUGCUGCCUUCCUUGGCAAAUACCUGGAGCAGCAGUUCAACCUUACCACCUCCUCAGCCAAUCAGCUGCUAGGUAUGACGGCCAUCCCGUGUGCCUGUCUGGGUAUCUUCCUCGGGGGGCUGCUGGUGAAGAAGCUGAACCUGUCUGCACUGGGCGCCGUCCGCAUGGCCAUGCUGGUCAACCUGGUGUCCACUGCCUGCUACGUCUCCUUUCUCUUCCUGGGGUGUGACACCGGGCCUGUCGCAGGGGUCACUGUGGCCUAUGGCAACGAGACAUUGCGAUCCUGGCAGCGACCUGAAUCGCCGUGCAUCAAUAACUGUAACUGCUACACAGCGUCAGUGAGUCCUGUCUGUGGUUCCAAUGGAGUCACCUACCUCUCAGCCUGCUUCGCUGGCUGCACCAAACCAAACCUGACCAGCUGCGCGUGUAUAUCCAGCAACAGUGAGGAGGCUGUGGCGCUACCAGGGAAGUGUCCCAGUCCAGGCUGUCAGCAGGCCUUCCUCACCUUCCUGUGUGUUAUCUGUGUGUGCAGCAUGAUCGGAGCCAUGGCCCAGACACCCUCUGUCAUCAUCCUUAUCAGAACUGUAAGUCCAGAGCUGAAGUCUUAUGCCCUUGGGGUUUUGUUCCUGCUGCUGAGACUUAUAGGCUUCAUUCCUCCCCCUCUGAUCUUCGGCAUGGGCAUCGACUCCACCUGUCUGUUCUGGAGCUCGGUGUGCGGCGAGAAGGGAGCCUGCAUGCUGUACGACAACGUGGCCUACAGGCACCUGUAUGUCAGCAUCGCCAUCGUCCUCAAGUCAUCUGCCUUCAUCCUGUACGCCACCACAUGGCAGUGUUUAAGGAAGAACUACAGGAAGUACAUCAAGAACAGCGAGGGGUACCUCACCCCCACCGAACUCUUCGCUUCCAACGUGACUCUGGACAAUUUGGGCAAAGAGAUAACGCAGAACCCGGCCAACAGGACAAAGUUCAUAUACAACCUGGAGGACCAUGAGACAUGUAACAACAUGGAGUCAGUUUUAUAGUGGCGCUCUGCACGGGGACUGCAGGCUGGAGGUGUUAGUGUGCAAGUGACCUGAUGUGCAAUGUUUCUCUGGUGUUAUAUUGAUUUAGAAGAAUGUCCUCAGUUUGGGUCUUAUCUUCUUCUCACCCAAAACAUCAAAACACAAUGGAAAAAAUAUCCCAAAAUAUCCAAUUAUACUCAAUUUCUUAUUUAGUUUUCUGAUACAUGUUUAAAUUUUUGUUUAGCUUUUUUCACCUAUUUAACACCCAAGUAGGGAUUGACAGCAAACACUGGGAGAGAAAGGAGAAAUGACACUUCAACAAAUUUUAAACAGGGAUGUUGCAGUAAAGUGUUUUGCAUCCUUUUACCAGGACACCAACAGAAUUGUUUUCUUUACAGAUUUAGAUUUAGUAAAAUCUUCAGUUUAGAUGAACUUCAGACUCAGAGCUGUGUAAGAAGCAGAAAUCUGUUUGUUCGUCAGCUUUUCUUUGACAGUUUAUUUUCCUUUAGAAGGAAAUAUUUCUCAGGUCGUCAAGUCAGAUAGAAAGAAUAAGAAUGUGAUUGUUCGCUGUCAGAUGAAGCAUUUUUAGCUUAUGUUUUGAGCACUUUUCAAGAACAUACAGCUGUAGUGCAAGUGGGAUCAUUCCAUUCAGGGAGUUUCACUCUUGUAAUUGGCUCGACAACCCCACCAAAUCAUUAGUCACACAGUUAACUUUAACACAGGGAGAGGUCAUAACUCUCUCUUCUGGCCACAUCAUUAAAGAUUUGGGAAAUAAGGGACAGAGAAAAGAAAAAAUAUCUACUACUCUACACCAAAACCAAAUCAAUCAAUUUCCAAAGCAUCUUAAAAUAAUUGCACUUAUCUUUAAUCCCCAAAUCAUGAGUGCAAAAUAAAUGAAAUAUCUCAUGUCACUUCUAACUUCAUUGUUCAGUAUUUUACAAAGUAGCACGGGAGUUAAAUCUAUGACAAUAUUUAUUUUACCAGUGUGGUCAUUUACUUUACACCUAAGUGGGGUAGGUUUAUUUUCUUUUUAAAAGCUAAAACAUAACACUGAUCGUGUUGUUCAUGUGUUACAAAAUGACUGUCUUUCUUAUUUGCUUCCAGUGGAAUUGUCCUGUUCUAGUUCUCGAGGGCAUUCUGGGACAUUUGUUGAAGAAAGAGGAGCCUUGAGCCAGUAUGUAAUACAUAUCCCUUUACUGUGUCAUAUUGAGGAGUUUUGCGAUGAAGGCUGGACAAGAUUCUGAUGUUUCAGAACCACACAACUGUUUUUUUUCUACUUCACAUGAAUCUUUGUUUUCCCUGUGUCCUUUAUAGAAAUUAGGUACAAUUUUCAAAAGGUCAUUUAUUUAAAAAAAUCCAGUCCAAUUGUUUAAAUGACGACCGUACCUAAAUCUGAUGGGGAUAAAUGACUUAGGUAUAUAAGCAUAACUGAACCUGUUUCUAAUGCAUAAUAUUAUCCAUCUGUCACUCAUGUCAUUGGCAGAUGGAGAGAGAAACACAGUUUGACUUGGUGGUGUAAUUCCACUGCCCUCAGCAGAAAUGCAUGGAAUACAUAGCAACACGACAAAUAACAAGCAGGGAACAUUCUCUAGCUGACACAGGUGGAGGCUGACAGAGAGUGCGAAGACAUUUAAGUGGAACGCCAAGUCAACGUAGCGAGACAUGAUGAUGGUGGUGGGCUAGCUGUCAGCAGACACAGCAUAGCAUGACGCAGCCUGAGUUAGUUCUUUUAGAAGCAUGCUGGUAAUGCAUGUAAUGAUAAAAAAGAAAAAAAUACUCAGUAUGUCACUAAGUUGCACACACUGCAGUUUGGUGGACAUGGAAAUGGUUAAAUACACAUUUAACUCUAAUGGCCUGCAAAUUCUAUUUUUGACCACGGGAAAGCUUUAUAAUGCAUACUGCAUUGUGAUGUCAACAUGAAAAAAAUACUCAGCUGAUUCAUAAUCGCUCACACUGCAGUGACUGAUUUUUAAAUACACAUUGUUUUCUAUGGGAUUCUGAUUUCUGACAUAUCCAGUUUAUGUAGAGUAUGUUGUUUUCUUCAGGCUUACUUUGUAAGUAUCUAAUAUGUUUUGCAUCAAAAAAUAUGGAUGUUUUUCCAGCUACUCACCACUGCAAUAGAUUUCAUUUUCCAAACAUGUUUAAUCCCUUUUGGGGAUAGAGACUGGAGGUUUGAAAGUAUUUUAAUCAUUUUGGGAAAUACAUAUUCACUUUCUUGCCAAGCGACGCAGCACUACCCCAAGAAGUAGGCAUGCACAUGAUCCACCCUCCCAUAAAAAGCUUUUACACCUGUUUUUUGUACGGGUAAUGAGAUACAACAUGUUCAUAGACGCCCUCAUGGCUGGAUUUUAUCGAUGGAGCCAGGUUAAUGGUUUCCCCCCCUCUAUUUUUCCAUCUACGUCCUACAUUUAGCAGAACCAGCUGCUGGUUGUAAUUUCACAUUUACUGUACAGACAUGAGGUCAACAUCCUCGUCACCUGGCAGGAAAGCUGAGAAGUGUUUUUCCCAAAAUGUUAAAUAGUUCCUUUAUAGUUGAAGUCAACUACUAUUUAGUUUUAUGCUGCCACCCAUGCUUAAUGAGCCUUUUGUUUGCUAAUGGUGGAGAUGAUUUAUUCAUAUGAUGUAUUUUAGUUUGGCACCUCACUGAACCAACAGUAUAAACUCUACGGUACAUUGAUGCAGCUUUAGUAUCAUAAGAAACACGGAGACAUACAGUAUUUAUCAAAUAGGGAGAACAGACAGUUGUUAGAGAAUACUUGAGAUCAACUCUUAAUGGACCUAUGUUCAAACCGGACCAGACUAACAUCUGCUCGGUUUGAUGUGACAGUGAGAAUACAGAUGUUUAGCUCUGCAUUAAGACUUGAAUCUUUAAACUGGGGACUCUCUGGACACUGAGACAGGUUGUGCCUGAAACAGUUUGAUCGUCCCUGAUGGGAUGAUUGACUCCGAGCAGGAUCAUUCAGGACAGCCGGACAUAACGCUGAAAUGUAAAAAAAAACUAAACAAAAUAAAUAAAAAGGAGGCUUCCAUUUUUCUAACAUGGAGGAGGGCUAUGACCAACAUCACCUGCUGGUUCGCCGUCUCCACCUUAGCAACCCCCUCCCCAACAGGUGACGCUGUCUUUGAUAUCUGUGACGUCCAGUGUGUCAUAGUGCUGACUCCUCUGUACAUAAUAGUGCCAUACAAGUGCCAAAGUGACACCAUAGAAGUGUUCCGUAACGUCCCGCUGAGAACGCUGUCUCAACACGCUGGAGCUCGGAGCAGAUCGUCCAGCUAUAUGUAGCCUUUCUGUGAUAUCCCUCCACUUACUUUCACCAUAUCAUACAAAAGUGUCCCGAAAAACAUUUUGCCUAUAAAAUAUUGUACAUUUGGUCUAGAGAGCAGUAUUAUUUAGGAUGUAAUAACUGUUAAUAUGUAGGACUUUUCUACUAGUGAAGUUAUAGUCUAAUUUUGUCUUUCCAUCAGUGGCAAAGCUACUGUUUGUUGCUUUGGUCCAAAUACGAAAUAAUACUUUUUGCUUGAAACAAGUGGCGCCAAUGUUGACAUGGUGCAGUAAAUAUGGUCGAGUGUAGAGCAUCAGCCAAACUUUACUGAUAGCAGUCCUGCACCUGUGCCUGGAUAUGAAGCUCUACUCUGACGGGAGCCCAUGUUGUGCCAUAUCAACCUGUGCACUGUAACAUUCAACACUUUCCAAGAAGAAGCCAACAUAUUGUAGGUCUGUCCAACGCGCUGGCAAAGUGUGACGGCGCUCGCUUGACCUUGUAUUCACCUGCGGCGACAGGACUGUUUUUUUUGGCACCUAAAUGUGCUUGAGAUGUUUUGCCUUGUGAUGAGAAAACAACUUUGGAGCAUAAAAGUUUUGGGUUUUUUUACAUCCUCUUUUUUUCCCAUGAUUCUCUUUUUAUGACCUUGCCUUUUGGUAACAGCAGGUGGACUUUUAUAGCAGAUCUGUGGAGACGGAGGUAUUGACAUAUGAAGAGUUUGCUACCAAAAUACGUAAUGAGUGGGCAAAAAUGUUCUUAUCUGAGGUCUCUUAACAAUGGACAGUCAUCCUGUAAAUACGUCCAUAAUCUGAUCCUUAUGUUGCUAUUAUCAUUUCUCAAGGAAAGUCACUUUUUGUAGAGGAAAGAUCUUAUUUUGGAAGGAAACUCUUCAUAUGCAGACAGAUAAUCAGUUGGUUGGAGCAUUUAGGCAGCAUGUUGCCUUUAAUUCAAGUGAAACCAUGUGCUAACCAUGUUAGUGACGGUUUUAGAGUGUUUUGUUUGCUUAUGUUGUCGGUGGAAGUCAAUACAUGAAUUUCAUGGUUCUUUGCAGUGACAGGACCUUUGACAUGGAGAAGGGCAAUGAAAUAAGAAAAUAUCACUUAUAUUUUCAAAGCAUCAAAAAAGACUUUUAGAUAUGCUCUACUGCUUCUUUGGUUAUUUAUUUUUAUUUUUAUUUAAAUUACAUAACUUUAUAUUUAAAAAAGCUUUAUGUUCUGUAUAUUUCUUGGAAAAGAUUACAUGAUUGUAUGUUUAUUGUAAAUACAUUAAAUAUACUAUUUUUGGUUUUAAUAUGA
Hippoglossus stenolepis (Pacific halibut) is the source of this 7021-nucleotide messenger RNA. RefSeq names its product solute carrier organic anion transporter family member 3A1. The coding region runs from base 382 to 2484 and encodes 700 amino acids. Gene Ontology annotation, cellular component: membrane. Gene Ontology annotation, molecular function: protein binding. The transcript is spliced from 10 exons. NCBI's taxonomy places the organism in Eukaryota, Metazoa, Chordata, Actinopteri, Pleuronectiformes, Pleuronectidae. The record is from RefSeq and is a predicted model, not a curated record. Gene Ontology annotation, biological process: prostaglandin transport; sodium-independent organic anion transport; transmembrane transport.